Messenger RNA from Strongylocentrotus purpuratus (purple sea urchin), 1470 nucleotides. RefSeq names its product ileal sodium/bile acid cotransporter-like. The transcript has a single exon. Gene Ontology annotation, cellular component: membrane. The coding region runs from base 1 to 1470 and encodes 489 amino acids. Lineage: Eukaryota; Metazoa; Echinodermata; Echinoidea; Camarodonta; Strongylocentrotidae. The record is from RefSeq and is a predicted model, not a curated record.
AUGGGUACGACAUACAUCUGGAUGAUCAGUUUAGUGCUCUUGUGCAUGCUUCACGAAGGGUCUUGUGAGCAGCCAAUCAAUAUCACAUUUGGAGAUGUCACUCAAGUGAUUAUGUUUGAACGCCAGGAGGAGACCGUCAAUGUGUCCGUUGUUUCGUAUGAUGGAAACGAUGUAAUCUCGGUCUACUUUGAAAGUGAAAACUUAUAUACGUUUGAGGUCGUGAACAAGACAUUCGCGCGAUUUGAAAUAAACCCCGAAACAAUCUUUCCCAUGACCUUCGCAGUGACCGUGAAGGGAAGACACAUCGGUAUUUCGGAACUUCGAGUUCUGGUGGCAGCGUUGGGAUCGGAUAGCAGUGAACAGGUAGCAUCACUUGUGGUGAAGAUCAAGGUCGGUAAUGCCAUUUCCCAGGUGAUUCUUCAGUAUGUUUUCUAUGCCCCUAUUAUCAGUGCGUUGUUCAUGAUGGGAGCAACUAUGGACGUUGAAGCCAUAGCGGGUUGCUUCAAGCAUCCACUACCCAUCUUUAUCGGAUUCUUCUGUCAAUUCGUCGUAAUGCCCGCUCUUUCCCUUGGUAUCGUUAAGUUGGUUGGACUUGAUGGCAGUUACGCGCUGGGGUUGCUUCUAUUAGGGUGUAGCCCAAGUGGGAAGACAAGCAAUGAUCUGACUGUUCUCCUCGAUGCAGAUUACGUCCUAAGCAUUACAAUGACAGCGUGUUCAACAACCCUGGCCCUAGCUAUGAUGCCUCUGAACAUAUUCAUCUACACACGGUUCCUGACAGAAGCAAACAUCGAAACGCCGUAUGCUCAAAUCGCGAUGCAGAUAGCGAUCCUUAUGACCCCUGUCCUGCUUGGGAUCCUCCUGAAGUACAAGUUUCCACAGGUCAAAGAGAAGGUACUGAAGAUCCUAAAGCCCGUCCUGGUAAUCAUAAUGCUAGCUUCUGCUGCUAUGACGAUGUAUUAUUCAUGGUAUAUCUUUUUGUCUCCCCCAACCGUCUACCUUGCUGCUUUCCUGCUGCCUUUUUGUGGAGGGAUCCUUGGUGGACUCAUUGCAAAACUUUCGCAACUUCCCAACGCGAAGGUGAUUGCUGUAUCUAUGGAGACAGGCGUCCAGAAUGGGUUGUUCACUUCACUCGUCUUGAGGGUGGUGUACCCCUCCCCUGAAGCAGACCUCGCUACAGCCGUUCCAAGUCUGGCCUUUUUUUCAAUGCUUUUCAUUGGCAUCUUGAUAAUCAUCAGCAGGAUGGUCUUCAAUCGAUUCUUUAGCCGGAAAGAUGCCGAAGACACUCAAGAUAUCAUCCAACGUCACGAGGCUGAAGAUGAUUCGGUUGAAGAUCAUAAUGGAAAAGGAAUUGAGCUCACAAGUAUCAACAUGCUGGAUCAAGAAGAAGUCAUGACCGAAGACAACAACAAUGACUCUGCAGGAAAUAAAACUUUUCCUCACGAUGUCGGUGAUAUCAAUGGUAGAAUCUGA